Peronospora matthiolae is the source of this 387-nucleotide messenger RNA. The record is from the annotation of a GenBank genome assembly. Lineage: Eukaryota; Oomycota; Peronosporomycetes; Peronosporales; Peronosporaceae.
AUGGAUCACGAGGCGCUGGCGCCGAAAGAGUUGGUGAUGCCACAAGUCAAGGAACCCUCAAGAGAAGAUCCAGUUGUCCUUCAAGACUCGCCACUAGGUUACGCGGACCGUGCCCCUCGUGCGCUAGCUCGUCGACGACGCUUCAAGAUUCACCGAACACCGCCUGCUCUCGUUGACGAACCCUAUGAUCAACAGUACCAUCUUGAGAGAAUCCUGCAGCAACGUCGUCGCGACGGUCAGUACCAGUACUUGGUACAGAAGCGGAGGUACCCGGAGUUGGAGAACUCAUGGGAGUACGAAGUGCCACUGCGGCAGGAUUUCCCGUAUGCCGUUGACGUUUUCGAACGUCGUAUUCAGGGUCUGUCGACACACACCGCAUCCCACUAG